GGGGGAACAGGGCCUCCCAGGACUCCCCCGGGACUCCAGAGCCAGACCCGCUCUUCUCCGGCCAGGAAGGCAGCUGCGCUGGGGCCACGGCAGCGAAGACAGAGCGAGGGGAAGGAAGGAGCCGCAGAUAGCGCGAGGCAGCAGUCACUGCCUGCUGCCUACUGGCUGCCGGGUCAGUUCAUCCCCUGCAGCCAAGGCAGGCGAGUCCCUACUCUGCACCAGGGGCUGGACUUUGUUGGUGGUGGUUGUUUAGAAUUUAUUUUAAUUAUUAUUUUUGUCUUCUUCAAAGGGUGUGUGGGUGGGGGGCUCAGAUCUUUCCCUCCCUUCUCUCCCCCUCUCCCUAUAUAUAGCACUCCUCACUCUUCCCCACCCACCCUUCAGUUUGGAAUUUGGAGUUAAAAAAAAAAAGGAAGUGGCGGGGUAAGCGCAGUGGCAUGUCCCUGUCCUCUUCAGUCCUGCCCCCCGAAGUGGAGAUGUGCAAGAGACAAGCGAGGGAGCGGAGCUCGUGAGACGCAGAGCCGGAACCAUGUACCUGCGGCCCCUGCCCCUUGUCGUGGUCCCGGGCUUCCUCCAGCUGCUAUUUUGUGACAGUAAAAAAAUAGCACAUGCCUCAGAGGGACUGGAUUGGGAAGACAAAGAUGCUGCAGACACACUGGUCGAUAACGAGGUCCACUCAAGGAUCAUCAAUCCUUUACGCCUGUUUGUUAAACAGUCUCCAGUGUCAAAGCCCGGUCAGAUGUCAUAUGCAGACAGCAUAGAAAACUUUUGGGAUUGGUUGUCCAACAUCACGGAAGUGCAGGAGCCAUUGGCAAGAACUAAGCGUAGGCCAAUAGUAAAAACGGGGAAAUUUAAGAAAAUGUUUGGAUGGGGAGAUUUCCAUUCAAACAUCAAGACUGUGAAACUCAACCUUCUCAUCACGGGGAAAAUUGUCGACCACGGCAAUGGAACCUUUAGUGUUUAUUUCCGACAUAACUCCACGGGUCUGGGUAAUGUCUCAGUGAGCCUGGUACCACCAUCCAAAGUGGUAGAAUUUGAAGUCUCCCCCCAGUCCACACUAGAGACCAAGGAGUCCAAAUCUUUCAAUUGCCGCAUUGAAUAUGAAAAAACAGACCGGGCGAAGAAGACUGCAUUGUGCAACUUUGACCCUUCGAAGAUCUGCUACCAGGAGCAGACUCAGAGUCAUGUCUCUUGGUUGUGCUCCAAACCUUUUAAGGUUAUUUGCAUUUACAUUGCCUUUUACAGUGUUGAUUACAAACUUGUGCAAAAGGUCUGUCCUGACUACAAUUACCAUAGUGAGACUCCAUAUUUAUCCUCUGGCUGAAUCUUUAUGAGAUGGCAGGAUUGGGGGACGUUUGUGACUGGAAUAACAGAGAAUGGAGUUCAGCUCCUCAAGUUAAAGAAUUCCUUUUGUUUGAGGCCGUGGACCUUGCUUCCUUAUCAGGUUUUAAAAUGAUUAAAAAAAAAAAAAGUCUUCAAGUUUGUGGCUGUGUUUGUGCUGUGUUAUAAGUAACCUACAGAGUCAAACUGUUUAUGUAAUAGUUGCUUUCAUUUAAGAUGAUAGUCUGGAAAUCUUGCUGUUUUUUCUAAGGGAGUUAUCAGAUGAGAGCAACAUGAAACAAAAAAGGACACAAUUUGGCAUGUGAGAAACACUCCUCUUGAAAACGAGUCUACCUUUCAGAUGUAUAUUAGACUUCUGCUUUUAAAAAUAUAGCAGGUACAUUGAAACAGCUGAAAAAAAAAACCUGCAUUGGACAGAAGAACCAUGUUUCUAAUACCAACUUAUUUUUUCCAUGUUUUUCUGGUUUUCACCCCUAUGUAGUACCACUUUUUGUGGUUGCCUUACAAAGGGUAAAAAUUGUUUAACUAGCAUUUAAAGGAAGAGGCAGUGCCACAGAAGAAUGAAUAUACAUUAUUUGAAGUAGAUGUGGAAUGUUGAAUUCAUAUGGUUUGGAGGUUUUUCCUGCUUUUAUCUUUAUUAUGGUCCCCAUGUUUGUAACACAUUUCCAUUUGAUUAAUAACAAUGUGAAGAAAAUGGGGAAGGAAGGCACUGGGUUUAGAAACUGAUGAACAAGGUUCAAAUUCUGGCUUUGCCACUGACUACUUCUUGGGCAAGUCACUUAAUAUUUUUAGAACUCAGUUUCCUCAUCUGCAAAAUGAGGAGGUUGAACUAGAUGACCUCUUAGGUCCCUUCCAUCUUUAUCUAUAAUUCUAUUUGUAUUUUGCUUUGGUAUUAGAAGAGAUACUAUGGAAUCCAUAUUAAAAAUAAGAAAGAUCCAUUUUUUAAAAUCAUUGUUACCCUGCUGAGAUUAUCAAAACUUAAAAUAAAUAACUGAGCAUGAUCCACCCAUGGCAAACAACUACAUUUUGUUAAUUUGCUCAUAGGAUUUGAGAUAGAGAGAGACAGAGAGACAAAGAAGCAUCGUUGGAAUGAAAGACAUAGGGAGAAAAUUGAAGACUCUAGAGUCCUAAUAUUUGUUGUCUUCCAAAAUUAUUCUUGGAUUUUAUUUAUUUUUGGACUGAAAGGGAGGCCCAAUGGAAAUUAAAAGUUGUUAAUGUUAAAAUGUUGCUGUAUUGACAACCAAGAUACCUGGUUAUCAACCAGAAUUUCUAGUCUACUCAGAAAUUACUAUGGUAUUUCUUUACAGUCCAGUGCAGUGUCUAUAACCUUGUUGUUUUUCUAAGGUGAUAAAAUUAAUCUCUAACAGUAUAAAAUGGGACCAUCACUGACUCAAUCAAGGAGGACAAGCUGUUUGAAAAUCUCUGUUGAUUAGAGAUCCCUUAAAUGAGUGGCUUUCUGGACUAUUGAUCACCCAUUUCUCCUCUUGCUCUGUAAAAUUUCUAAGAUAUUCUGUUUGUGAAAAAAAGGUUUCAUCCAAAAUUCAGGAUUAAUAAUGAGAUAUUUGCUCUUUCUUUCUCCCUCCUUCCCUCCCUCCUUUCUUUCCUCCCUAAUUUAUUCCCUUCCUUCCUUCUUUCUUUUCACUUUCUUCCUUUGUGUUGCUCCUUCUUUCCUUGCUUCCUUCCUUCCUUUCUUUUUCCUUCAUGUGGGGUUCGGAGAAGAAAAGAGGAAGAGGCAUUCUAACAAACAAAAUGUUCUUACCUUACUAGCCAUAAAACCCGAUUAGUACUGUCAUAAAACUGAAUUUUCCAUUUCUUAUCUUUUGCUGCUGCUUUAUACACAGUGUUCUGUUUUGUAUAUGUUGUAUUGGGCUUAGUGGUAUAUGGUAAUACAGGCUAGAAUAUAUUGCUCUAUUCUGAGUUUGUUGGGCUCUUUGUAAUAUUGUGUAGGUGAUGAUUUAAAUAAUAUGUCUUUUUACUUUCCUCUAUAAGCAAUUUAAAAUGCAUAUAUAUUGUACAGUAUGUGGAAACAUAUAUGUAUAUAUAUACUUAGACUUUCCUGUGUACAUAUAGUUAUGUGUACACAUUUAUAUGUAAAUAAAGACAAUUUGCUAAAUCUGU
This is a messenger RNA of Monodelphis domestica (gray short-tailed opossum), 3456 nucleotides long. RefSeq names its product neurexophilin 2 (gene NXPH2). Gene Ontology annotation, molecular function: signaling receptor binding. NCBI's taxonomy places the organism in Eukaryota, Metazoa, Chordata, Mammalia, Didelphimorphia, Didelphidae. The record is from RefSeq and is a predicted model, not a curated record.